Molecule: messenger RNA, 2442 nt
Organism: Fonsecaea multimorphosa CBS 102226
Lineage: Eukaryota; Fungi; Ascomycota; Eurotiomycetes; Chaetothyriales; Herpotrichiellaceae
Exons: 8
Coding region: 1-2442 (813 amino acids)
Molecular function (GO): NADP binding; flavin adenine dinucleotide binding; N,N-dimethylaniline monooxygenase activity
Source: RefSeq, a predicted model, not a curated record
AUGGACGUUGCUGUGGUCGGCUUAGGAGCCUUUGGGCUCGUGGCACUUAAGAACCUGAGAGAGGAGGGUUUUAAUGCGACCGGCUUCGACAGGAAUGACUAUGUGGGUGGUCUCUGGCAGUUCACAGAGAAAGAUCAAACAUCCGUCCUAGAAUCAACAAUUGUGAAUAUCUCGAAAGAGAGGGGCUGCUUCACAGAUUUUCCGUUUCCAAAAGGCAAUUCUCAUGCCUCUGCAGCAGACGUCCAAAAGUACCUCGCCGAUUAUGCGGCCCAUUACGAGCUUCUGCCUCAUGUACAACUUGGCGUGGACGUGUUGAGUGUAAUCAGAGAUGACGGCAAUAAGAAAUGGGUGUUGAAUGUCUCCGGAGCGAACACCGCAAACACACCUCUCUCCUUUGACAAAGUUGUAGUGGCCUCUGGGACCAACCAUAGGCCAGUAAUACCGGUUUUGAAAGGCCAAGAGUCGUAUAAGGGGCAAAUUCUGCAUUCUAGGGGUUUCAAAAGGCCAGUUGCUACCACAGCAAGGGUGAUGGUCGUUGGCCUAGGAAAUUCCGCAGCCGACACCGCCACGUCUCUUGUGUCAAUUGCGAAGAAGAUUCUCCUGUCUCACCGGCAUGGCGCGUACAUGAUACCGAGGUCACAGUCCAACGGAGAGCCGCUCGACCAUAUCCUCACGUACCGGAAAACCAGGAUGUCGCUAACAAUGCAGAGAUGCUUCCCGCGACAGUGGGAAGCCAUCAGUAAUAAAAUGCUGGGGAAGAUCCAGACCGCAUCUUUUAAGCUGAGACCCGAAUGGCGCAUUAAUCCUGCACCUUCCGUCGUGCACAACGUACCAACGGUGACGGACACCUUGAUACCAGCUUUGGAGAAGGGAGUGAUCGAAUCUGUUGAGAUCGCGACAGAAAUCACUGGCGAUUUCUCGGUGAAACUUGCAGACGGGAAGGUGGUUGAAGUCGAUAUCAUUAUAUGGUGCACUGGGUACCAUGUCGACUACAGUAUUGUUGGUGAGUUUGAUCCAACACUCGAGACCUGCCAUACGGAUGUGUCAAAUGAAGCUGUGGAAAUGGCGCCACCUACAUUUGGAAAACGGCCUACCUCCAACUCAAAGCCCUUCGAACCACCGAUUCCUAGACUAUAUCAAAAUCUCCUCUCUCUCACUCACCCGGAUUCUCUGGCUUUCCUCGGCACCGCAGCGAUUCCGUCGGCCGCGUUCCAGAUUUACGAUCUCGCGACUAUGGCUAUUGCACAAUUGUGGAAACCUGACGAUUUCUCACCAUCGCUUCCCUCGCGCCUUGAAAUGAUCACUUGGGUUCGUCAACACCUCAAUUGGGCAAACGGAAUCUUAGCCCGAGGAGGCUUCAAUACUCGCAUGGUCAACGCACCUGACUGGAGCGACUGGCUCGAUACAACGUCAGGUUGCCUUGUGACUGAGCAUUUAGGUUAUGGGCGCAAAGGCUGGACGUUCUGGUGGUACGACAGAAAAUUCUGCAACCUUCUCAUGGAUGGGAUAUAUAGUCCUCACGUCUAUCGCUUAUUCGACAGCCACGGCCGACGGAAAGCAUGGGGGGACGCCAAAGAGGCGAUCAUCGCUGUCAAUGAGGAGGCAGAAAGAAAAGCUGAUGCAGAAGCAUGGCAUGACCUCGCCAGCAAGGUUUCCACCCAGGAAGCUGGAGUUACAGUGGAGAGAAUGGUCGAUCGCAUGAAUGAGAUACUUUCAUUCGCAGUGGCGAGUGGCAUUCUCGACAACGGAUGUGGUUCGGGAACCAUCAUCUCGCACAUUCUUGCAAGGUAUGGUAACAGCAUUCCCGCGGCCGCCAGCAUCAUGGCCAGCGACUACAGUAAGCAUAUGCUUGACAAGUUGGCGAGAACACAGCAGGCGAAUAUAUCGGCAGGCAAUGAAUUCUGGGAGAGACUGCAGCUGCUCAAUCUUGAUGCCCACGAGAUGUCACGGAUAGCCGACAGCUCGGUAUCUCACGUUACAGGCGGACAUUUGUACUUUCUGCUGUCGGAUCCACGCAAGGCGUUGUCGGAGACAAGACGAAUCAUGAAAAAAGAUGGUGUGCUGGCGCUCUCGAGUGGCAAGGAUAGUCAGCACAUAGAUGCACUCCAGCAGGCAGUCGAACAAGUUAGGCCAGGGACGCACUUGAACAUAAUGUCGGGUCCAUGGUUCUCGAAAGAGGGUGUCGAAAACGAGUUGUUAGAAACAGGCUUUGUCGACGUAGAGACGAUGUUGGUGGAAUCUGUUCUUCACUACACAGAACAUAUUGAUCUGGCCCAGACACUGCUGCUGAUGCCCAUCAUGAAGCAUUUGAUGGGGAGCUAUGGCGAAGAUGAAAAGCGACACUUGCAGGAAAAAGUGGUCGAGAAUCUGCGUGGCAUCAAUCCUGCUGCGCCUGGAAGCCUCAAGGGAACGUCGAUCAUCGCAUUCGCGCGGAAGAGAUAG